This is a messenger RNA of Orbilia oligospora ATCC 24927, 819 nucleotides long. RefSeq lists its product as uncharacterized. Lineage: Eukaryota; Fungi; Ascomycota; Orbiliomycetes; Orbiliales; Orbiliaceae. The record is from RefSeq and is a predicted model, not a curated record. The coding region runs from base 1 to 819 and encodes 272 amino acids. The transcript is spliced from 2 exons.
AUGUGGAGAAAAACGGUAACACCAUUCUGCUGGAUAGUGCAGACCUUCGUACUUAUUGUAUUGUUUAAUCUACAACUCGCUCGAGGCCGUGUCGUGGAAGUUGCCCAGGUAGUUUGGGAGGAAUCACAGGGUUCAAAUGCGAUAUUACCAAGUUGGAUUGGCUACGACACCUGGACUGAUAGGGAUACAAUCUGGCAGUAUGGAAACGAUGGUUCAUGUACUGGGUUUCUUGUGAAUGAACCUGGUGCAGUUAUUGACACCGUCAGCUUUUCUUUUAAGAAUCCUAGUUUUAGAUUCCCUUGGUACUUAGACCAUAUCGAAAUACACCGUACAAAGUGGUGCGAAGAUCCAAACCCUCUAAAAAUACCACUUGAAAGCGAGGCGAGUUUUCUCGAUCUGAACCCUGGGUUUGCAUCGGAAAUAUCAUUGCCUGAGCAUGAGAGUUCGGUUGUCACACAAUCUCAAACAGAAAUAUCUACUUCGAAACAAAACUCACCUGGAGAAGAUUUAGUUGAAAAUAUGAGCGGGAUAUUUUCAACUUUCAAUGGUAACGGCGCCCAUAGUGCCUUGGAUAACGAAGCUGCCUUAUCACGUGCACAGAUAAAGGAGGUACAGGAUGGAAGUGAAAGCGACUUAGCUAGCAGAACUUCAUUAUCAGAUUACUAUUCUGCCCCAGGACGACUAGAAACACCGACUUCUGAUUUGGAGGAUGAUAUCUUGACAUGGAAACUCUGGCCGACGUUGAACAUCCCCGCGCCUGUAAGUGUGCGAUUUGUGACGAAUUAUCACAAAAAGCGUGUUCUACCGAUAGAGAUUUAA